Molecule: messenger RNA, 387 nt
Organism: Dissoconium aciculare CBS 342.82
Lineage: Eukaryota; Fungi; Ascomycota; Dothideomycetes; Mycosphaerellales; Dissoconiaceae
Exons: 1
Source: RefSeq, a predicted model, not a curated record
AUGGCUGAUAUCGCAGGCUUGGUGCUGGGCGCGAUUCCUUUGGUGAUCGCAGCCAUUGAGCACUAUCAGACAUGCUUCGAAGCUCUUCGCUGCUGGCAAGAAUUCCAAGAUGAGCAUCGCAAGUGUAUCCGAAGGAUACUGCAUUUCGAAGUUCAGUUCGAGUUUCUUCUUGUGCGUCUUUUUGGAAACCACGUGGAAGGCCGGACAGAGUUGGACCUACUCAAAGCUGGCUACAGGAGCAAGAGCUGGGACGACGUCGAAUUGAUUCUCGAGGUUCGUCUGGGUCGCGCUGUGUAUCGACUGUUCUGCGAAACGUUACGCGACGUCUGCAAGGCAGUAGAGGGCUUGAAAACGGUAUUGCAAAUCGACGAUAAGACCUUGUUAGAU